Nymphalis io (European peacock) is the source of this 3992-nucleotide messenger RNA. RefSeq names its product b(0,+)-type amino acid transporter 1-like. Bases 410 to 2083 code for a protein of 557 amino acids. Gene Ontology annotation, molecular function: L-amino acid transmembrane transporter activity. Gene Ontology annotation, biological process: amino acid transmembrane transport. NCBI's taxonomy places the organism in Eukaryota, Metazoa, Arthropoda, Insecta, Lepidoptera, Nymphalidae. The record is from RefSeq and is a predicted model, not a curated record. The transcript is spliced from 13 exons. Gene Ontology annotation, cellular component: membrane.
UCCCAGACAUUGCUUUUUAAAUGUAACACGAGUCAAAUAAAAGUGCCUUUUAGUUAAUUAAAUAAAAUAUUAUAUUUUAAGAAGUUAUAUUUACGUUGUGCCUUGUUUGAUGUUACGUUAUGCUUUGUUUGAUGUUUCAUUCAAAAUUUUAGCAGUUUGACGAAAUUACCUGCUCAAAAAAUCGUUGCGCUCAAUUUGUUAUAAGCAAUAUUUUAUGGAAUAAUAUUAGGAAUAUAUCGUGAAGUGAUAAUAGUUUCUAUUAUAAAACUGUGGUUGUGAAGUGCAGCUUUAGUUGUUAGGCGGAUUUGAUCGUCGUUAAAUUUAUAAAGUGUUGAGGAAAUUUGGCUCGUUUAGAGGUUGUGUUCUUGGUUGUGGCGCCGGCGCUGUGGAGGGGUCGCAGCGUGACCGUAUGUGCGAUGCGAUGCGCGACAAACUCGCGUCAUUGCUGCGUAGCUCAGUCCGUGCGCACGCGCAUACAGAAAACGCGGACAAAUUGCACAAUGGCGCCAUUACUCCUGUUUUGGUCUUCCCAAAUGAAGGGAGUGCACGCGAAGGCGGAUUGGUGUGGCGCGGGUGCGCCGCCAACUGCGACGCCGAAGACGGCGCGGCGGGAACACUCACCGACGGCAACGCCAACCCAGGAGACAAGGUACAGCUGGAGGGGUCGGACGCAGCUCCGGACGACCCUGUUCACCUCAAGAGACGGGUGGGACUCUUCAGUGGGGUGGCUCUAAUCGUCGGCACUAUGAUUGGUUCUGGAAUAUUCGUGUCGCCCUCUGGGCUUUUGGAGCGCACGGGCUCAGUGGGCAUAAGUUUCAUCAUUUGGAUGGCGUGUGGCCUGCUCUCCCUGCUCGGAGCGCUCGCAUACGCGGAGCUAGGAACGAUGAAUACAUCAUCCGGAGCUGAGUACGCGUAUUUUAUGGACGCUUUCGGAGGACCUCCUGCAUUUUUAUUUUCAUGGGUCUCGACUUUAGUACUGAAACCAUCUCAAAUGGCUAUCAUCUGCCUCAGCUUCGCUAAAUACGCUGUAGAGCCGUUCGUGUCGGAGUGCGAACCACCACACGCUCUCGUCAAGCUAGUGGCCGUCAUUUCUAUUGUAAUGAUCCUGGCGGUCAACUGCUACAGUGUGAACUUAGCGACGAAAGUUCAAAACAUCUUCACUGCGGCAAAAUUGGUAGCGAUUGCAAUAAUCGUCUGCGGAGGAGCGUACAAAUUAAUAUUAGGUAAUACGCGACAUUUACAGGAGCCCAACUUCGCCAGUAGCACGGCGACUCUGGGCAACAUCGCAACGGCCUUCUACACGGGCCUGUGGGCCUACGACGGAUGGAAUAACCUUAACUAUGUUACAGAGGAAAUAAAAAACCCAUCCAAGAACCUCCCACUGAGCAUAAUAAUCGGUAUCCCGCUGGUGACACUGUGCUACGCGCUGGUCAACGUAUCGUACUUGGCCGUCAUGUCGGUAAGCGAGAUGGCCGACAGCGAAGCGGUGGCCGUCACGUUCGGCAACCGACUGCUGGGCCCUCUCGCCUGGCUUAUGCCGCUCGCCGUCACCAUCUCUACCUUCGGAUCCGCUAAUGGGACGCUAUUCGUUGCUGGGAGAUUGUGUUUUGCGGCAUCUCGGGAGGGACACUUGUUGGAUAUACUAUCAUAUGUCCACGUGCGACGUUUUACUCCAGCUCCUGGACUGAUCUUCCAUUCUCUGAUAGCGGUAGCGAUGGUGCUGUACGGGACGAUAGACUCGCUGAUCGAUUUCUUCUCGUUCACUGCCUGGAUCUUCUACGGUGGAGCCAUGCUUGCUUUGAUCGUCAUGAGAUACACUAAGCCCAAUGCGCCCAGACCUUAUAAGGUGCCGAUAAUAAUCCCAUACAUAGUGCUCAUAGUGUCCGCCUACCUCGUCGUGGCGCCGAUCAUAGACAAGCCGCAAUGGGAGUAUCUGUACGCGGGGGGGUUCAUCCUCGGCGGCCUGCUGGUGUACUUGCCGUUUGUCAAGUGGGGAUAUUCGUUACCGUUUAUGGACAAGAUAACAGUUUUUCUGCAAAUGGUGCUGGAGGUGGUGCCGACGUCGACGACUUUCGAAUAUUAAGUCCGCGCUGGACUAUAAAAGGCAUUUUUUUUUAAAUCUUCAAACGGUUUUUUGGCUCGUUAUCUUUUCGAAAUCGUAUUUAUGAUUCGGCCAUUAAAUUGAAAGAUGUACGGUAUAACAAAUGACAAGCAAUUAAAUUUUGCAAGGAAUCUAUAAUAAUUUAUGAUAAGUUUGGCCAAUUCAGUGUAUCAUAAAGUUAAUUAUUUUUUGACUGAUAUAACAGGUUCCUUAUUAUACCUUAAAAUAAAUAUCUACAAAAAAUAUUAUAUUAUUAACAUUGGAAAUUUUAUAUCGUCGUUGUUUUUGUAUUUUUUAUUUAUUUCAAAAAUAUCUUUGAAUGCUAUGAAAACUUUUUUUUACUUAUUUACAAAAUAGUCAGUCGACUUAUUAAGUAUAGUGCUCCCUUAUUUCUAUUGUAAGCCCAUUCGACUUUUAUCUUUGUUUACUUAAGACAACAUUUCUCAUUUCAUUAGUUUGCACGAAUCAUUCCUACGGGCAUUUGUGAAGAGAUUUCGCCAGGUCGAUGUUUCUAGUACAAAUAUUUUUAAAGGAACUGAUAUUAUUUUUGAAUAUUGCUAAAAUUUAAAAUUAAUUGAAAAAAAUACUAACUGGCAACUAAUACGAUUCUAAUUGCAAAUACUUAUAUAGAUUUUAAAAGGAUUAUAUUACUAUUAUUAUCCAAAAGUUAGUAAUGACGAUGAAAACUUCGUUACCGGCCAAUAUUAUAAAUUGAAUGAAAAUUAAAACGAAUGUAGAAAUGUUUUCAAAUGUUUAUAAUAUUUUUAAUAACAUAAAAGUAGCUAAAGGUAGAAAACGUUCAACGUUUGUGACGGUGUGGCAAAUCUCUAGGCUCAAAGCCCCUUUCGCAUCACUAUGAGUGAUUGUGCUAAACUCAUAGUCUAUAGAUAUCAUCUCAUUCUUAGUAAACCUUAGUUUUUAUAAGAGUAAGUAUUCUUGUGUUUAUUUAAAUUUAUUGUUCUCUUUUGCAAUAUUUUUACUUACAAGGGAUAGAUAGCGAAAUAUAAUAUUUUAAUUUUUUUUCAUCUGUUGCGAUACAAAACAGUUGUCUUUUUUUAUUCAAUGAAAAAUAUCGUCGAGUAAAUCAGAAAUGAAUAUAUUCAUUUUUGUUAUAUGAUAGCUGAAUUAAAAAAACUUUACUAUAAUAUUUUAGAUAGUUCAAAAAAUUAAAUCACGGUUUUAAAAAAAGAAUAUUAUAUAAAGCCAUCGUUAUUCUAUCCCACGUUUAAAGACUAAAGUGUGGUUUUUGACUAAUAUAUCCGCGAGUCACGGCGCAAUUUUGCGACCGGUAAAAAUUGGUCUUAUCAUUCCUUACCGGGGCGAAACUAAGCUGUGACCGCUGUUUUCUUUUUCAAUCUAUAUUUAUAUUAAGGAAUAUUUUUGAUAGGUUUUAGUUCAGAAAUCAUGCAAUUAUAACAUUUUUAUUACAAGCAAUCGAUGCAGUCGCAAUUGUACUUUUUAUAAUGAAAGUAAUACAUUAAUAUUUUCAUAAGCAGUGUUCGCUCUUGCAAUUCUAUUUGUAGAUGUCUAAUGUUCAGUAAAAAAUAGUAGCGUUUAAGCCCAUUAGAUGACCCACGAUGCUUAAAAUCCUAUAAAUUACCCCAUUUUAAACGAUCUAAUUGUGUAGAGAUCUACGUAUAUCAAUUACUGUCUAAACUCUAAAUAUAUGUUACUUGUAAGAACUUGGGCACACGAGUACACACCUAACAAUGUGAUAUACUGUUAUGGGUAAAACUGAUGGUUUUAUUUUGUGUACAGAUAAAAUAUCAAAUACCUAUACUUACGCGAAAUAACCUAUGUACUUAUCUCUUAAUAAAGGACAGAUUUAUUUAUUGUUAUACACUACCAUUGAAUUAAAUGAAAUUUUAAAUAAAGACAAAUUAAAACUGAA